This is a messenger RNA of Trichomycterus rosablanca, 2207 nucleotides long. RefSeq names its product zinc finger, AN1-type domain 4 (gene zfand4). The record is from RefSeq and is a predicted model, not a curated record. Lineage: Eukaryota; Metazoa; Chordata; Actinopteri; Siluriformes; Trichomycteridae. Gene Ontology annotation, molecular function: zinc ion binding; protein binding. Bases 179 to 2146 code for a protein of 655 amino acids. The transcript is spliced from 11 exons.
GGGAAAGAAAACCGCACAGUUGAGAACGGAAUAGUCCCGCCUCUGCGUUGUUCUCAUUGGACCGCAAACAGAGUUUCAUAAACACUGCUUGAUAUUAUUGGGUAUUUGGGUUGUCAGUUAGACGUGUGAGAGCGGCAGGCUGCAAGAUGCGCUUCUGCACUGAUGCAUAGUUUUAUCCAUGAUGCCUGUACACAGGGACGGUUGGAAGAUCACUACCUUCACUCAACCAACUCGAGCAGAGCUGCACAUAGAGACUCUGACAGGGACUUGCUUUCAGCUGCGGGUCUCCACAUUUGAGACGGUCCUUUCAGUCAAAGCCAAGAUUCAGAGACUAGAAGGCAUUCCUGUCGCUCAGCAGCACUUGAUCUGGAACAGUUUGGAACUUGACAAUGAGUACUGCUUACAUGACUACAGCAUCACGGAAGGCUGCACUCUCAAGCUGGUCCUUGCCAUGAGGGGUGGGCCAAUCAACACUAGACGAGUGACCAUGUGUGACUCAAUAAAGGAAGCACCUGACAGUUUGGACUCAAAGAAGGAUGAGCUGUGGGAAAAGUCUCUUACUAAUAAAGAAGCCACGUUUCUUUUAUACCAAAAGGGCGACCAGCUUAACAUUUUCCGGGUGGUGGACCGUGGAGAUGGAACCCUAACACCGGUGUCUAAGACACGGAGUGGUUUUAUUCACAACGUGUACACUGAGGAAGAAGAGGAAAGUGUUGUCAUUUCCUCUGGUCAGCUGGCAUUGGAGAAUUCAAUCACCAUGAACAAGAUGAAGCUGCUCAAAGCCAAGAUGGAGAAUAUGAACCUCAGCAAAAAGCCCAAGAAGCCCGGCAAGUUGAAAGUCAGACCCCCAGUUGCCCCACGGCCCUGCAGUGGCUCACUCAGUUCUGCCCGGCACCACCGUACGUUUCGGGUCCUUCCUCAGAUCAGCCAUACCUCUGCGAACGCUUCAAAGCAGCAGCAGCCUGCUCCAUCAUCCUCAGUUACUGUCCCUCUUACGUCCUGCCUGAGUCCCAUCUCUUGCACAGCUGUUCCCUCAGGGACAGCCUCUGGCAUGUCCAUGCUUCAGAAGGAGAAGCCAUGCAGUAAUCCCACUUCUAGGAAUACAAAGUUGCCAUUUGAAGUAUCAAGAGUGGAAAUGGAUGGGUCUAAACUGAAAAGAGACUCUUUGUACUCAUCGAUCUCCGUUCUAUCUGGAUUAGGAACUGAAGACAAGGUGGAAUUACAGAAUGAUCAAGUAGCAAUGCUGGAGGAUAAAGUUGUGAUGGAUUCCCCCAAACCCUUUCCGUUUAACAGCCUGCUUCCAGAGCCGCUUAGUCUGGAUGUUUCUGCUCAGCAGGAGGCCAGCCUGGACACUUUAGGAGCUGUGGCCGAGCCCAUGACUGUAGUUCCACUGCUGUCCCAAGCUGUCAGUUCAGACUCUAUCAACACAUGGUCUAUAAGCACUAAAAUACCCCAGCCUGACCUACAAACUCCUACACAUGUGCCUCAGCCUUUCUCAGAGUUCACCGAAAAAAUCUCUUGCCUUUUCCGCUCUAGGGAAGGACCUCCCAUUCGUCCCCGCUCGCCCCUUCAGACACCCCCUUUCUUUGGCAUCAGCGUAGACUCUUUAGGCAGGCAGCCAGGCGUCUCCAGGUGUGAGGCACAGGAUGUUACCAUGCCAGUCCGCAAGGCUUCCGAUGAGCUAUUGGGCUCCAUGAGUAAUACUGAUACGUUGGCAUCGCUAGCUGCUUCUGGAGGUCGGGAGAGACUGACUGGUCCAUGCGGGUUGGGCAGUAAUGCAUCCAACAUCCAUCUACUGCAAAAAUUAACUCCCCUGCAGAGAGCAGCUGUGUACACGCCAUCAGGGAUCCUGGAUUCAUCGAGUGGACCUUCCAGUUCAUUAAAGAGACUAUGCUCUCCAGCGUAUCACCUCCCUCCUGUAAAGGCCCCUCUCUGCUCAAAGAAGAAGACUUCAAAGCACUGCUUCCUAUGUGGAAAGAAGACCGGGCUAGCCACCAGCUACCAAUGCAGGUGUGGCAACAACUUCUGCUCCAUGCACCGCUAUGCAGAGACCCACGACUGCACUUACGACUACAAAAGCGUAGGCCGCCGUUUCCUACAGAAGUCUAAUCCCAUCAUCGGAGCACCAAAACUGCCCAAAAUCUGAAGGCACUGUGUGGUCAGGACGAAAUGAGAAUAAAAGAGAAAAUAAAAGAGCAAGUACUUGA